AUGAAAUCGACCUAUUUUUCACCCACAGCCUGGAGUAUUUCAAAUAAGUACGGCAAGGUCACACGUUGAUCGUGUUUGAACUACUUUUAACGUAGAACUUGAACAAAUACUGACUGUCGGAGGUCGGAGUCAGAGUGUCAGAAGCCAAAAAUCUUUAGAAAAGAGAGAAGAAGAAAUUAACAGUUUGCUAGAAAAUAAUAUUUUUAUUUUUUUUAUAAUUAUUUUUUAGCAAAACUAAAACUCAUUAUAAAAUCAUGUUCAAUCAAAGUUAUCAAACGGAAGUGAAACAAGAGUUUGCUGAGAUAAUUUGCAAAAGGGAAAUAGAUAACGAAGUAGAUAAAGUUCUACAGGACACCUUUAAAAUUUAUGUUAAGGAGGAACCUCUCAGGGAAAGUACAAAUGAUAAAUUUGUUUAUUUAUUAGACGUGAAGAAAUGUCCUAUAAAAGCUGAAGUAGAUCAAGAUGAUGGUCUAUCUUGUAAAGAUAUGAAAACUGAUGGCAGUAACCUCUUCACAAAUGACGAUAGAAGUGACAGUAAUUUGAACCAAUGUACAACUUCCACUACCAACGUGAACACUGAAGGACAACGUUUUAUAUGCACCAUUUGCCAGAAACCACUGUCAAGUAAUUCUUAUUUAGAAGUACAUAUGAGAAGACACACUGGGGAUAAACCUUUUGAAUGUGAAAUUUGCACCAAACACUUUUCAACAAAGAGUUAUUUAUCAAUACAUAUGAAAUUGCAUAGUGGCGAAAAACCAUUUCAAUGUAAAAUUUGCAAGAAAGAGUUUUCUUUGAACAUAUAUUUAAAAUCACAUAUGAUAGUGCAUACUGGUAAAAAACUAGUUGAAUGUGAAAUUUGCGCUAAGCGUUUUUCAACGAAACAAGUUUUAAAUGCGCAUAUGAGAGUGCACACUGGUGAAAAACCAUUUGAAUGUGAAAUUUGCGUUAAGAAAUUUUCAACGAAACAAGUUUUACAAUCACAUAUGACACUUCAUACGGGUGAAAAACCAUUUGAAUGUGAAAUUUGCGCAAAACAUUUUUCAAAGAAAUCACUUUUAAAAUAUCAUAUAAGGGUGCAUACUGGUGAAAAACCAUUUGAAUGUGAAAUUUGCUCAAAACAGUUUUCAAAGAAAUCACUUUUAAAAUAUCAUAUAAGGGUGCACACUGGUGAAAAACCAUUUGAAUGUGAAAUUUGCGCAAAACAGUUUUCAACAAAAAACCAUUUAUUAAUGCAUAUGAGAGUGCAUACUGGUGAAAAACCAUUUGAAUGUGAAAUUUGCGCAAAACAGUUUUCAAAGAAAUCACUUUUAAAAUAUCAUAUGAGGGUGCAUACUGGUGAAAAACCAUUUGAAUGUGAAAUUUGCGCAAAACAGUUUUCAAUAAAGAGUCAUUUAUUAAUGCAUAUGAGAGUGCAUACUGGUGAAAAACCAUUUGAAUGUGAAAUUUGCGUUAAGAAUUUUUCAACGAAACAAGUUUUACAAUCACAUAUGAGACUUCAUACUGGCGAAAAAUCAUUUGAAUGUGAAAUUUGCAAGAAACCGUUUCCAACACAAUAUUAUUUAAAAUCACAUAUGAGAGUGCAUACUGGUGAAAAACUAGAUGAAUGUGAAAUUUGCGCCAAACAAUUUAAAUCAAAGAGUUAUUUAAAGACACAUAUAACAGUCCAUACUGGUGAAAACCCAUUUGAAUGUGAAAUUUGCGCAAAACAGUUUUCAACAAAGAGUCAUUUAUUAAUGCAUAUAAGAGUGCAUACUGGUGAAAAACCAUUUGAAUGUGAAAUUUGCGCCAAACAAUUUAAAUCAAAGAGUAAUUUAAAGGUACAUAUAAAAGGCCAUACUAGUGUACAGUAAGGGACAAAACCCUUACUGUAUAAUAUAAUAUGUAUCAAAAAAAAUGUAUAUAAUUCUAAGUAAUUUAGGUUGUUACAAAAGAUAUUGUUUGUGUAACCUCGCAGAGACUACGUAUAGUUUAUUUUCCAAAGUCCGAGUUAGAAGAAGAGAUAAAUAGCCGACAGAGGGAUUAAAUUGAGCAUUAUAGUAUUGUCAUUAUUGAUAGUAAGAUUAAGAUCGUUACUAUGCCAGUGAGCCGUCCUGCGAGAAGGGUGUCCUGAAGGGCUACCCCGCGAAACAACAUCUUAGUAACCUUAUGUUGAUGGAUGUUGUAAAUCAUAAAUAAAGUUAUAAGUUAGA
Messenger RNA from Diabrotica virgifera virgifera (western corn rootworm), 2189 nucleotides. RefSeq names its product zinc finger protein OZF-like. The record is from RefSeq and is a predicted model, not a curated record. The transcript is spliced from 2 exons. Gene Ontology annotation, biological process: regulation of transcription by RNA polymerase II. NCBI's taxonomy places the organism in Eukaryota, Metazoa, Arthropoda, Insecta, Coleoptera, Chrysomelidae. Bases 255 to 1850 code for a protein of 531 amino acids. Gene Ontology annotation, molecular function: DNA-binding transcription factor activity; RNA polymerase II cis-regulatory region sequence-specific DNA binding.